AAAGUUACUAAGAAUGGUAUGGUUUUGGUUUAUACAGAUAAUGAUAAAUCCUCCGAAACGUCAUUUUAGUUAAGGACUCCAAGAUUUCAAAUUUCACGACAAGGACUUAGUGUUGUACUAUAUAAACUCGUUUUGUCUUAGGUUAUUGUCACACCCAUUUUCACUGGAGUUUCAUAUCCCUUCUUCCAAGUUUCUUCUUGCUUAUUUGAAAUAGAGAAAAUGGCCAUCCAAGCUGAGCACCCUGCCCAUGGUUCCCAAGCUGAGGAAAAGAAGAAUGUGCACACCGAAGAAACCAGUGAGCUUGUGUCGGCAAAGGACAGAACGUUUAAGGCCCUAGAAAGCAAUGCAUUUGGCCAAUCCUUCAGGGAUUAUGAUAUUGAAAGUGAAAGACAAAAAGGUGUGGAAGAAUUCUAUAGAUUACAACACAUUAAUCAGACAUAUGACUUUGUAAAGAAAAUGAGGGAGCACUAUAAGAAAUUGGACAAAGCAGAAAUGAGCAUAUGGAAAUGUUGUGAGCUGCUUAAUGAAGUAGUGGAUGAUAGUGAUCCUGAUUUGGAUGAACCUCAAAUUCAACAUUUGUUGCAAACUGCAGAAACCAUUAGAAAAGAUUAUCCUAACGAAGAUUGGUUACAUUUGACUGCUCUCAUCCAUGAUCUCGGAAAGAUUCUUCACCUUCCUCAAUUCGGUGAGCUUCCUCAAUGGGUUGUUGUUGGAGAUACCUUUCCUGUUGGUUGUGUCUUUGAUGAAAAAAAUGUUCACCACAAGUAUUUCAAGGAAAACCCAGAUAGCAAAAAUUCUGCUUAUAACACUAAAGAUGGAGUCUAUAGUAAAGGGUGUGGAUUAGACAAUGUACUCAUGUCAUGGGGACAUGAUGACUAUAUGUAUAUGGUAGCAAAGGAAAAUGGAACUACUUUACCUUCACCUGGCUUAUUCAUUAUUAGAUAUCACUCAUUUUAUCCUUUGCAUAAGGAGGGAGCAUAUACUCAUCUCAUGAGUGAAGAAGAUUUUGAGAACUUGAAGUGGCUUCACAUUUUCAAUAAAUAUGAUCUCUAUAGCAAAAGCAAAGUUUUGGUGGACGUUGAAAAAGUGAAGCCAUACUAUCAAUCACUUAUUGACAAGUAUUUCCCAGCAAAGCUGAAGUGGUGAAGAAUCAAUAUAAGCUAAUUAAUGGAUCUACCUCAAGGGCCUGGAGGGAAUUGAUUAAUUUUCCUUGAGAGCAAGUUAAAAAC
Messenger RNA from Arachis ipaensis, 1229 nucleotides. Its product is annotated as inositol oxygenase 4-like. Gene Ontology annotation, molecular function: inositol oxygenase activity; iron ion binding. Gene Ontology annotation, biological process: inositol catabolic process. The record is from RefSeq and is a predicted model, not a curated record. Gene Ontology annotation, cellular component: cytoplasm. Lineage: Eukaryota; Viridiplantae; Streptophyta; Magnoliopsida; Fabales; Fabaceae.